UAGAAGAAGAAGCUAGCAUAGCCGAAGAAGAAGACAGCAGUAGCCGAAGAAGAAGCUAGCAUAGCCGAAGAAGAAGCUAGCAGUAGCCGAAGAAGAAGAGCGCAGUAGCCGAAGAAGAAGACAGCAGUAGCCGAGGAAGAAGAAGAAAUCAGUAGCCGAAGAAGAAGAAGUGCCCCGGAUUGGCGCUCAUCUGGAGGCAGAAGCAACCGGAUCAAGAUGGACGACCCUAAACACAUCGGCCCUCUCAAUGGGAAGUUUGAAUACAAAAAACACCAGGACGGAUCAAUCGACCGACAGAAGGUGGUGUGUACACUAUGCCGGAAGGAGUUCUCGUUUCACCGAAGCACGUCCAGCUUAAAGUACCACAUCAACGCCAAGCAUACAUUUGCCGGGGAUUCAUCUGCGAGUAUUUCAUCGGCCGUCUUUCGACAAAACGCCCUAACGAAGCGCCGGGGACUCAGUAGGUCUUUCUCUUCCACAACUGAGUCAAAUGAUCGAAGAUGUGUGCUGUUUAAAGGGGUGGACGAACGGCAAGAGUCUUAUGAGGGAAUGUCACUGAUCCAGACUCGAUCCAACCACAACUACAUCCCGGACGCCGCUCUGCCACCCGGUGAGACCUGGCUUCAAGGCGGACCCUCGCGAGCUGUGCUUUCCCUGCCUUCCUGUCUGUGCCUCCAUGAUUCCGCCGAUCCCGGAUCUUCUGGUGACGAACGAACGGACCAGUGGAAGGUGUAUGCCAAGUGCCACCUUCAGCAGGGUAUCAUAUUCGGACCGUACGUUGGAGAAGUGUCCAAAGGUCACAUGCCGGCAAGCCUUAAAUAUGCCUGGGCAAUCAGGAAUGAUGCUGAUUUUGUCUACGUUGAUGGCUUUGAUGAAAACAGAUCCAACUGGAUGAGGUAUGUAACAUACAGCAGCAGUGAGGCCCAACACAAUAUGGUAGUUUUCCAGUUCUAUCGGAACAUCUACUACAAGGUUUCACAGCCCAUCCCGGAGGGCGAUGAGCUCAGGGUCUGGAUCGGCCGGGAUUACGCUAAACUGCUGGGCCUCAGGAUGGGUGAGAAUGUGAAAUGUGAACUUGGCGAUAAGGAAACGGUUCUGCAACUUCUUCCGGAUAUUCAGCUGGUGACCCUCCCGGAGGCCGGCAUGUCCUUCCAGACUGGCGACCACAACCAAUCACUGCCUGUCAUCAGUGACGUGACCACCUUGUCAAAUCCAGAUGGAAAUAGUGAUUCAGGACAGAUCUCUCACUCCGCCUUUACUUCCUCAAUCCCAGGCUCAUCCGCUCAGUUGACGGAAGCCAUCGUCAAUUUCCUCAUCAUGGAUCUCCAGCCUCCAGCUCUGGUCGGUGGAAAAGGCUUCACGGAGCUGAUCCACUCCCUGCUUCCGGCCUACAAGCUCCCAUCCCCGUCCCUGCUGGAGAAGCUCCUGAAUGACCACCACAGCAGGGACAAGAAGCUCCUCGCUCAGAUGCUGAAGACAUCUAGCGACAAGCAGAACGAAACCGUAUCCGAUUACACCGCGCCUGUGGAGUAUGAAUGCGGGAGACUCGCGCGGCCUCCCAGCGAGUGGGAGGACGUUCCGUAUUUUGUCACAUUAAGUGUGGACGUUUGGGUCCACAGCUGGGAGGGGCACAACGAGGGCUACCUCACCCUCUGGGCGCAUUACGUAGACUCAAACAUGAAGUGCCAGAACGUCACGCUGGCAACGCAAAGACUCCGAGAGAGUGACGCGGCAAACAGCUGCCUCCAGGGCUUGGAAGCCCAAGUCAAGAUGAUGGCCCAGGAGUGGGGGGUGUCCCAGUUUCAUCUGGUCUUGCUGGGAGGGAAAGGCAACAACAAGAUGAGACUGCAGAUGAUGAAUAACGCAGAAGAAGCCUUGCGGUCAAACUCCUUUCGGGAGAAGGGCAAGUCUGCGCCGCCCAUGGAAUUGGGUCCCCCGAGCGACGGGCUUCUGUUUGUACCGUGUUUCUUCAGCGUGGUGCACGGCUGCGUGGAGGAAUUGAUGUCACACCCGCUCAUCUCCAAGACCCUCUUCCAGUUCCAGGCCGCUCUCUUAAAUCUCUUCCCGGCAUCGUGUCAACGCAGGGACUCGUGUCGUAUUCCGUUAAGUUAUCACCAGAGCGCGUUGGAAACGUUGACAAAACGGGAGCAGGCGGAGCUGAGGUCGUGGGCUGCCAACUGUCGCCCCACGUGGGACAGGCUCUACCCCCUGCUGAGCACCCUACUCAAACACGAAAGCCUUAUCGCUAGCUUGGUAAAGCAGGUCAAAUACGAGAACCUCACGGAUGAAGACGUCGCUUCGGAGUCCGGUGCGCGUAGCUGUUGCUAUGCGAAUCCGUCACCCGCCGCGGAUGUGUCAAACACGGUACCGUUGCACUCCGAGUGGAAGAUCUUGGAGGAGUUGUGUUCGGUGCUGAAACCGUUGGACGUGGCGUGUCAGACGCUGGCCAAGGACGCCUUCCCGCGCUUGUCUCUCAUCAAACCCAUCCUCACCGGCUUGCUGUCCCGCCACCUCGUGUGCCGGCCGGGGGACCCCGGCAUUUUGACCGACAUGAAGCAGAUGGUGAGGCAGAUGUUGGCCAGGCAUUACAACAACCCGGAAGUCAACAGGAUUUUAAGUGUGGCCUGUUCCCUCGACCCCCAGUUUCACGGGCUGGGGUUCAUGAGCGAGAAGGAGCAAGCGGAGACUUUUGAUUGGCUGAAGAAGGACACCAUCAGGAUGGCCGAAGACAGGAAGACGCACAAACUGAAGAAGACCUACUCAACCUCAGGCAAGCGGUUCCUCUCCUCUGAAAGACCAGAAUCAGAGACUCACUUCUUGAAGAGAAGCAAACUGGGUGAGAUGGACUUCAGGGAAAUGGAGGACGAAGAAGAACUGGAUCUGCCAGAACUCAGCUCACUAGGCGAAGUAUCCGGUAUGGAGUUCCUGCUCGGAGACCUGUUCUCCACGCCACGGAGCAGGCAGGACUCGGUGGAGGAGUCGGUAGACUUGGAGAUAUCGGUCUUCCGAGCUGACAAGGGAGCUUCGAUGGGAGUGGAGCCGCUCCAUUGGUGGAGGACAAAGGCGGUGCAAUUCCCGAUGCUGGCUAAAGUGGCGCAGGCGUACUUGGCCGCCCCGGCGGUGGCGGGCAACAUGGCGCAGGACUUUGUUCAGGACAGAGCGGGAGCAACCAACAGGAAAAGAGACAGCAUCCCGCCGGAAAGUUUGGACGCGAUCCUGUUUCUGCACCACAACCACAUGAUCAGACACAAAAGUAAAACAUGAAUUCAAAGUUGAGCUUCAGACCCGUUGCCUGUUGAGAAGAUCCGCCCUCAAACAUGGCAGCUAAAAGUCCGAGUUGUCUUCUGAAUCACGACUUGUAGUUCCAUGACCGUGCUGUGUUUGGUAUUUCAUAGUAGUUCCAUCCUGAUCAAGAGGAUUGAAUAAAAUGUCAAAGCACCAUAAUUUAAAUUGCAACAA
This is a messenger RNA of Doryrhamphus excisus (bluestripe pipefish), 3459 nucleotides long. The record is from RefSeq and is a predicted model, not a curated record. Lineage: Eukaryota; Metazoa; Chordata; Actinopteri; Syngnathiformes; Syngnathidae.